AUGUCAUCAGGGGAUGGGGCGCUACUCUCCACUCCGAUAACGGACUCGUUUCACUUGCUCAUCCUCGACAGACACGUCGCGGCUACAGCUGCGAACAACUACAUAGUUAACGUCUCAGUCGCACAGAAGCACAACACCAUACCACCUCCGGGCACAGCGUUGAACCAUGCAUACGGAGUCGCCUACCCCAGGACCCCCACGACAUAUAACGUCCCGUAUCAAAGUGCGUAUCCGCAGAACGCCCUCUCGAACCUGGUCCUGUACGGCAUAUUGUCGGUUCUUGGGACGACGUGUAAUAUCUUCGAGAUCUCCACCCUAAUCGUUCAGGAGUGCCUCCGACGGAGAGGCAACUUACUAUUGGCCAAUCAAGCUCUUGCAAAUUUGAUAAUCACGGCCGGCUCGUUCCCCAUAACGUGCGUAGCGAUUCUGGCCAUAGCACAAGAUGAAAAAUACGUCUGCCAUGCGCAGUGGUUUUGCGCGCUAAUGUCUUUUUUCGUGAACAUCUUCAACUUCUUGUGCAUUGCGUUAGAGAACUACGUUCGUUCGUGCCGGCCCGAGGAGAUGGUCGAAGAGGGCGCCGAGUUGGGCGAUCGACGGGUGUUGCCCAUCGUAGCGACGCGUCCCGGUGAAUUCCGCGGCGUAUACCGAACCCUAUGUGCCUCACCUGUCGUAGUUUUACUGACGUUUCUGUCGUGGGGACUCGCGGCUGCGUGGUGUCUAGUUAGUUUUUAUGUAACGCAGGGCCUGGACAUGUGCAACAACGAUCUUCGGCACAGCGAAAUGCUACUGACGUUGGCGGCCCCGAUAGCCUUCAGCAUUGUGGUUUUCGCCAAGGCCGUCAACGAACACCGCGACUUUACAAUACAUCUCGAGCUUCGAAACUGUUCGGCGACUCGCGAGCAAAUCCUGCAGCGGCGCUUGUUGCGCACGAAUUUCACUGCCUUCCUACUAUUCGUCUUGUGCUGGCUGCCGUUCCUCUUAUGCGUCAUCCUCAAGCCGAGCCUGGAAAAGUCUGCCAUUCGUGACAAUUUGUUUUUCGCUGCCCAGAGUUAUUCAGUCGUGUGCCCUCUUGUUUACGGAACGACCCACGACGCGUUCCGUCAAGGUUUCGUGUACCUCAUCCACUACUUCUGUUGCAAAUCUCAUCCCGAAAUCCCGAAGCCACCCGUGGCUCCCGACGAUCGACAACGAACCACCGUCCGGGUGGGAAUGCGCAUGGUGGAGACCAGGAGGGCACCCACCAGGGGCACCAAAAUGUCCACGAUGGGACUACUAAGCUUCGCAGGUGGAUCCGAAGUGAAUAGAAUGCGAUACGAAGAAGAUUUCCUAUAG
Molecule: messenger RNA, 1332 nt
Organism: Galendromus occidentalis (western predatory mite)
Lineage: Eukaryota; Metazoa; Arthropoda; Arachnida; Mesostigmata; Phytoseiidae
Exons: 2
Coding region: 1-1332 (443 amino acids)
Biological process (GO): G protein-coupled receptor signaling pathway
Cellular component (GO): membrane
Molecular function (GO): G protein-coupled receptor activity
Source: RefSeq, a predicted model, not a curated record